Alternaria triticimaculans is the source of this 2793-nucleotide messenger RNA. RefSeq lists its product as uncharacterized. The transcript is spliced from 6 exons. Gene Ontology annotation, cellular component: membrane. Gene Ontology annotation, biological process: nucleoside diphosphate catabolic process. NCBI's taxonomy places the organism in Eukaryota, Fungi, Ascomycota, Dothideomycetes, Pleosporales, Pleosporaceae. The coding region runs from base 1 to 2793 and encodes 930 amino acids. The record is from RefSeq and is a predicted model, not a curated record. Gene Ontology annotation, molecular function: nucleoside diphosphate phosphatase activity.
AUGAAGACGCCAUUGCGGAUAGCGAUUCUAGAGUGCGAUACUCCACCAGCAGCUAUCGUCGAUGAGUAUGGCCGAUACGAUCGCAUCUUCACCACACUGUUGGAGAGGGCAGCACAGGACCUAGGCUUAUCGCCAAAGCAAGACUUGGAGUUGAGCGCAUUUGAUGUGGUCACAGCACAGGAGUAUCCGGACUUGCAGAACAUAGACGCAGUGUUGAUUUCGGGAUCGAAGCACAACUCAUUCGAUGAUGAUCCAUGGAUCUUGAAGCUUGUCGACUUUACCAAGAAAUUACUAGAGCAAGACCGAAUCCGCGUGAUCGGUGUUUGCUUCGGCCAUCAGAUCCUGGGAAGGGCGGCAGGAGCGAAAGUUGGACGCAGCGACGAUGGGUGGGAGAUAUCGGUGAUGCCAGUGCAACUUACCGCGAAGGGGAAGGAAAUAUUUCAACAAGACACCUUGGCAAUUCACCAAAUGCACAAGGAUGUAGUCUUCGAGUAUCCAGAGGGUGUGGAGAAGCUCGGUGGAUCACCACGUUGUCUGGUACAAGGCAUGUACAAGAAGGGCAAGCUCAUCUCCGUGCAAGGGCAUCCGGAAUUCACGGAGCCCAUUGUGUCGUAUUUGGUCAAGAUGAGAGCUGAACAGGGUAUCUUUGAGGACGAGCAGGCAAAGGAUGCGCUGGAGAGAGUUGGGAGAUACGGUGUUGUCCUAGAUGCUGGGUCCUCUGGGACGCGCGUCCACAUCUACCGAUGGCUGAACCACGACGCCGCCCGCAAGAAGGCUGGCGAUGCGCAACUACACAGCCUGCCGGUCAUAGAAACAAAGGAGGAUUGGACUAAGAAGAUACAUCCAGGCAUCUCCACCUUCGGCGAACACCCCCACGAUGUCGGCUCCGAACACCUCGACAAGCUCCUCAGCCAUGCGCUCAAAUACGUACCCCUCGAAGAAGUCCCGAAUACACCUCUCUUUCUGCUCGCAACAGCGGGCAUGCGCAUACUCCCCGAGCGCCAACGGAAGGAGGUACUGAAGGAAGUCUGCGAGUUCGCGCGAAGCACCACCCAGUUCCAACUACCGGAUUGCGACGUACAUGUUCAGGUCAUACCGGGAGAGACAGAAGGCCUCUAUGGCUGGAUCGCAGCGAACUACCUGCUUGGCGGAUUCGAUCGUCCCAAAGACCACGACCAUGGCAAGGGCCACAACACCUAUGGAUUCCUGGAUAUGGGAGGCGCGUCGGCUCAGAUCGCCUUCGCACCAAAUGCGACCGAAGCGGAGAAGCAUGCGAACGACCUGACGCUCAUGCGCCUGCGUGCGAUCGACGGCACACCGCUCGAACACAAGGUGUUUGUGACGACAUGGCUGGGAUUCGGCAUCAACCAAGCAAGAGAGCGCUACAUCAAGGCGUUGUUGGAGUCCAGCACGGAGAGGGAGCUUCCAGAUCCUUGCCUACCAGCAGAUCUCAAGGUGGAGGUCACAGAAGAUGGCAACAUGAUCGACUCGGACGACGACGACGAUGAUGACGACCAGCCAAAACCGAAGGCCGCAGCGAAGUUGGUAGGAACAGGACAGUUUUCAGAGUGUUUGCAUCAGACGUUUCCGCUUUUGGAGAAAGAGAAGGAGUGUACAGAUUCGCCAUGCCUGAUCAACGGACAGCAUGUGCCCGCUAUCGAUUUCAACGUAAACCACUUCGUAGGCGUAUCCGAGUACUGGCAUACCACGCACGAGAUCUUCGAACACGGACACAAGCACAAGGCAUAUGACCUCAAGACCUAUCAGGAGCGAGUGGAUGAGUUCUGCAGUCAAGACUGGAAGAGCAUAGAAAAGGGCAUCAAGAAGAAGAAAUGGGGUCACAAAGUAGAUGAGGACAAGGCACGAGAGGUGUGUUUCAAGGCGUCCUGGGUCAUCAACAUGCUGCACGAUGGAAUCGGCGUCCCCCGAGUUGGCAUCGAAGACUUGAACGGCAGCACGAACACCACCAAGGACGUCAUUGACAAUGCAAAGGCCAAGGGAUUUCUCGACCCAUUCCAAGCAGUCAACAAGAUCAACAAGGUGGAGCUGAGCUGGACACUGGGAAAGAUGGUCUUGUACGCUUCCAGCGAGAUUCCACCACCCUCCGAAGAAGCCCUCGCAGUAGGCUUUGGCUCGAACGUACCCGGUAUACCAGCAGAUUUCCAAUACCCCGGAGGCAUACCAAGACUGUACGAAUCCGACAGUGACUGGCAUCGGCUUUUCGUCGAGAACCCGCAGCGAAUACCUGGUUUCUUCAUCAUGAUAUUCAUCGUCAUCUUCAUCUUUUGCCUCAUUCUUGGAAAGGAAAAAAGGAAUGCGGCCAAGCAGUCCAUCAUCAAGCUCUUCAAGAGGAAACAGGGCAAAGAUCCUCUCCACCGCCGCCGAGGGCGCAGUUUUCCAGCAAAGCUCUUUGGCCUGGGUGGUUCCUCCUCCUCCAAUACCCAACAACCUUACGAACGCGUUGACCUAGAAGAUGGCGAGGCAGCGAACGAAUUUGAACUCGAAGAGACGUACCUUGACUCCUCGGACAACGAGCUAUCAGACUCCUCUGAGGGUUCCAAGGUUGGAAAGACAAGUGGUUGGGCGACGCCGCAGAUCAAGAAUGAACUUGCGUCAGGUGCACCAAACUACUUUGGCGCCACGAGUGCUGGAGACGUGGUCAGAGAAGGGACGGGCCUGGGGCUCGGGCCCCCGAGUGCCUUUGAGUUGAGCCGGACGUACAGCCGGGAGAGAAUAAAGAGCCGCGCAAACAGUCCGAAGAGAGGGAGAGGCAUGACGAAACUAGAUGAAUAA